AUGAACAACGAAUUUGUCAAAACUUGUUCAAUUACAUAGAAUAAGGAGGAAUAUAUUUGUAUGAAUGAGCAAUGUUGUACCUCUAAUAGAAAAUAACUUCAUUGUUAUGAAUGCAUCACAAAAAUCCAUCGAUAAAAAAAUAAUAAUUUUGUUAAUCAUCUUGAUGAUUUUAAAAAAAUAAGUUUGAUAAUGCAAGAAGUAGAUAAAAGAAAAAAAGAAAGAAUUAAUUUUAUUAAUUAAAUGAUCACCUCUUUGAAUGAUUUUAAGAAAGAGAAGUUUUAAAUAAUUGAAGGUUAUUAAAAUAAUCCAAAAGAAUUUUUAGAAUAAGUUAAAUCUUAUGUAGAAAAAGAGAUUGAUUAGUUUAUCUAAAAAUUGUAUGAAUAAAUCAUAGAAUUCAACAAAUUUACAGAAUAUUAACAAUAAUACCAUUCUUAAAUUCUUAAGCUUUAUUAAUAGACGACUAAUUUAUUUAUUGAAGAUGUUGUAUAAAAUAAAGGGUUGCUUUAAGUUAAAUUAAAUAAUUACAUAAAAAAAAUGGAUUUGGAUUUACAUCAAUAAAUAGUCAAGUAUAAAAAUAUCUAUUUUCUAGAUAUCUUCAGAAAUAAUAGGUUUUAGAAUAAUAAGUGUAGUAAUUGAUAAAAUAACCAAGUACAACAAAUUCUUUUCUAUUUAAAUCUACAGUAAUAUUGAUUUUAAUAAUAAUUGGAUUAAAUCCAAUAAUAAUGUAUAAGGAUUUCAAUGAAAAAAAUGAAUUUUAACAAAAAAUGGAAGAAUUUCAUAAUUUAAUUAAAGAGUUUUAAAGGGAAAUAGAAUAAAAAUAUGAUUUUGUUUAUUAAGAAUUUAACAAAACUGUGUAGUAUUAAAUAAAUAAGUUGUAGGGGUAAAUAGAUUAAAUAAAUGACAAGUAGAAUCAAAUAGAAUCACCAUUUAAUUAAUUUAAGAAUUAUUUUAACACAAAAUUAAAGUAAUAUAAUGAAACAAUUUCUAGUGCAAUAAUUGAUUAAACAAAUGUUUAAAAAGAAAGAAUUUUAUUAUUAUAAUAAUAAUUAAUAAGAUAAGAUUAAUUGAAUGAUAAGAUAUUUAUAGAUAGUAAUCGAACUUCAUCUGUUCUUUAUUAUUAAUAGAUGCGUGUAAUGAAAAUCGAAGAAGAUUUAAAAAUGGUAAAUAAAACCAUAACAGCUAAUUUUUAGGGAAUGGAAUAAUAAAAAACAUAAUUAUUGAAAAAUAUUAUGAAAAUUCAUUAAAGAUUUGAAAAUAAAAAUAGAGAAUAAAUAAAGGAGAAACUAGUUGGAAAAAUACAUGUUGAUUUAGAUGUAAAAGAAUUGGAAGAUUUUGUUAUAAUAUAUGAUGAAUUAUUGUCUAAACCAUUUAAUAGAUAAAUAGUAAGAUAAAUUUAAAAUAUAACUGAAAAUUAAACAAUAAUAUGUAUAGGUGGAAUUAAAAUUGAUAAUCCUUAAAUAGUAUUAGUAGCAGGUUGUGAUUAUUAAGAUGAGAUAUUUUAAUAUACAUAUCAUUGGUAAUAUGCGAGAAAAAGUUCAUCUGGAGACAUAUAUUGGUAUAUGGCUUAUCCAGUUGCAUUUGGAUUUUCUCCAAAAGAAGAAAUUUUUUUAACUUUAUGUGAUGACUUGGAUCCAAAUGAUCAAAGAAGGUUCAGCUAUUGGUUUGAGAAUGGAGAAGAUGGAGGCAGAAGAAUUGGGAACUAAACUCAACUGAUAAACUCAAUAGAGUAUAAAAUGGUGAUGUAUGCUUUUUGA
This is a messenger RNA of Paramecium sonneborni, 1754 nucleotides long. The record is from the annotation of a GenBank genome assembly. NCBI's taxonomy places the organism in Eukaryota, Ciliophora, Oligohymenophorea, Peniculida, Parameciidae.